GCUGCGGAAGGCCAGGCAGUGGUGGAACUCCAGGGCCUUGGGCUGUUUCUGGAGCGUCUGCAGGCUCUGGACUUCCACCUCCAUGGGGCCGCAGGCCCACACGUGAGCACUAAAGACGUGGCCAUGGCCGAGGGGAGUGAGCUGAUGAACAGGCUCAUGAGCGAGAACGCAGACCUGAAGAAGCAGGUGCGCCUCAUGAAGGAGAACCAGAUGCUGAAGCGUCUGCUCAGCGAGAGCUGCCAGGAGCGCUGUGGCCUCGGGGGCCGGGACCUGCUCUACCCCAAGGCACCUGCCUACCCUGAGGCCCACUCCCCCGGGAGCGCAGGUGCAGACUUUGGAAGGUUCACCAGCGUCCCUGACGCACCCUCCCAGCUGCAGACGUCCUCCCUGGAGGACCUGCUGUGCUCGCACGCCCCCAUCUGCAGUGAGGACGACGCCUCCCCUGGCUGUGCCACCUCUUCCCAGGUGCCCUUCAAGGCUUUCCUCAGCCCCCCCGAGCUCCGUGCGCCCCGAGGCACUGACAGGAAGCUGUGCCCACUCCUGAACCCCUUGCAGGACCCGCUGGCGGACAAGACCCUGCUGGAGCCCAGGGAGCUGGUCCGGCCCAAGAAGGUGUGCAUCUCAGAGAGCAGCCUGCCGUCUGGGGACAGGGCCAGGAGGAGCUACUACCUGAGCGAGAUCCAGAGCUUCUCCAGCGCCGAGAAGGACGGGCGCAUCGUCGGGGAGAUCGCCUUUCAGCUGGACCGGCGCAUCCUGGCCUUUGUCUUCCCGGGGGUGACCAGGCUGUACGGCUUCACCGUGUCCAACAUCCCUGAGAAGAUCAAGCAGACGUCCAUCAAGUCCCUGGACGGCUCGGUGGAUGAGAAGAAGCUUCGCGACCUGACGCACCGCUACCUGACGCUGACCGCGCGCCUGGAGAGGCUGGGCUACAACCGCGACGUGCACCCGGUGUUCAGCGAGUUCCUCAUCAACACCUACGGCAUCCUGAAGCAGCGGCCCGACCUGCGCGCCAACCCGCUGCACAGCAGCCCCGCCGCGCUGCGCAAGCUGGUCAUCGACGUGGUGCCGCCCAAGUUCCUGGGCGACUCGCUGCUGCUGCUCACCUGCCUGUGCGAGCUCUCCAAGGAGGACCGCAAGCCGCUCUUCGCCUGGUGAGCCAAGCGCGCCGCCGCGCCUUUGCUGCAACAAACGUGUGUGUUCCGACCCCGGGGGCCGCGUGCCUCCUGCGCGUCCCCUCCGGCCCGGGGCAGGGGCCGUGUCCACCGACGGAACGCCCGGGGCCGCAGGCGCCUCCCUCCCACCAGGCCGCGAGCCCCGGCGCCCUGCCCGCCCGUCACCCACACCCGCGGCACUGUGGCACUUUAUUAAAAUCAUCUGUUUACCUGUGUA
This is a messenger RNA of Hyaena hyaena (striped hyena), 1389 nucleotides long. It is a transcript of the gene SPATC1L, whose product is annotated as spermatogenesis and centriole associated 1 like. The transcript has 4 exons. Bases 124 to 1155 code for a protein of 343 amino acids. The record is from RefSeq and is a predicted model, not a curated record. NCBI's taxonomy places the organism in Eukaryota, Metazoa, Chordata, Mammalia, Carnivora, Hyaenidae.